CAUCAGAAAGAUUGUGCAAAGGAAAGGCCAUAUUCAUGUUCAGAAUGUGGAAAGUGUUUUACCAAGAAAUCAAAUCUUGUGAGACACAAGAGAAGCUACAAAGGAGAGAAGCCGUUUUCAUGUCCACAAUGUGAGAAAUGUUUUACUGGGAAACAAGGUCUUGUUCGCCAUCAAAGAACUCACACAGGAGAGAAGCCAUUUCCAUGUUCAGAAUGUGGGAAAUGUUUUACUCAGAAAUCAUACCUUGUUGUACAUCAAAGAACUCACACAGGAGAGAAGCCAUUUUCAUGUUCAGAAUGUGGGAAAUGUUUUACUUAUAAAUUAGACCUUGUUGUACAUCAAAGAAAUCACACAGGAGAGAAGCCAUUUUCAUGUUCAGAAUGUGGAAAAUGUUUUGCUUUUAAAUCAUGUCUUGUUGUACAUGAAAGAACUCACACAGGAGAGAAGCCAUUUUCAUGUUCAGAAUGUGGGAAAUGUUUUAAUUAUAAAUCAGGUCUUGUUGUACAUCAAAGAACUCACACAGGAGAGAAGCCAUUUUCAUGUUCAGAGUGUGGGAAAUGUUUUGCUCAGAAAUCAGAUCUUGUUAAACAUCAAAGAACUCACACAGGGGAGAAGCCAUUUCCAUGUUCAGAAUGUGUGAAAUGUUUUACUCAGAAAUCAGACCUUGUUUUACAUCAAAGAACUCACACAGGAGAGAAGCCAUUUUCAUGUUCAGAAUGUGGGAAAUGUUUUGCUCAGAAAUCAGAUCUUAUUAAACAUCAAAGAACUCACACAGGGGAGAAGCCAUUUCCAUGUUCAGAAUGUGUGAAAUGUUUUACUCAGAAAUCAGACCUUGUUUUACAUCAAAGAACUCACACAGGAGAAAAGCCAUUUUCAUGUUCAGAAUGUGGGAAAUGUUUUGCUCAGAAAUCAGACCUUGUUGUACAUAGAAAAACUCACUCAGGAGAGAAGCCAUUUUCUUGCGCAGAAUGUGGGAAAUGUUUUGCUCAAAAAUCAAUUCUUGUUAAACAUCUAAUAACUCACACAGGGGAUAAGCCAUUUUUAUGUUCAGAAUGUGGCAAAUGUUUUACUCGCAAAUCAGACCUUGUUGUACAUCGAAAAACUCACACAGGAGAGAAGCCAUUUUCAUGUUCUAACACAGGGGAGAACAUGAAGCAGAUAACCAAAAUGCGUCUUAUACGAGAAGAGGAGCUGAAUAUCCAACUCUCUGAAGAACAGUGCGGAUUUAUCUCUAGCGCUCACGUGGCUGCUCCCCCUGUAUUCGUAUACAGGAAAGUUCAUAUAAGAUAUGUUGUCGAGGGUAUGGGACUCCUCCUCUCCUUUUGUCACAUGGUAUUAGAGAAUCUUCUCAAUGUUGGAGGUUUGGGACCAAUCCCGGGGCCCCCACCUCACUCCCUGAUACAUGAGGAAAUGGAUGAACAGAAGAUCCUAGAACUUAUCAACAAGAUGAUGGAGCUGCUGACUGGAGAGGUUCCUAUAAGGUGUCAGGACGUGGCGGUCUAUUUCUCCAUGGAGGAGUGGGAGUAUGUAGAAGGACACAAGGAUCAGUACAAGGAUCAGGUCAUGAUGGAGGAUCAGCAGCCCCUCACAUCACCAGUCAGAUCCAGUAAGAGAACAGCACCAGAGAGGUGUCCCCGUCCUCUUCUUCCACAGGAUGAUCAGGGAGAAGAUCCGAACAAUAUUAAUGCUGCAGAGACAGAUGUGAGUGGUAAUGAGCAGUAUAAGGAGGACAUUCCUACAGAGAAAGAUCUGAUCUAUAUUAAUGCUACAGACAUAAAGAAAGAAGAAGAAGAAACAGAUGUGAGCGGUGAUGAGCAGUAUAAGGAGAACAUUCCUACAGGAAAAGAUCUGAUCUAUAUUAAUGCUACAGACAUAAAGAAAGAAGAAGAGACAGAUAUGAGCGGUGAUGAGCAGUAUAAGGAGGACAUUCCUACAGGUAACCUCCCAGAUUCUUGUAGCAGGAGAUCAGAGGAGAAUCUUAUAUCUUCAGAUUAUAAAGCAGAUGAUGAUAUCACACAAGAUACAUAUGAAGAACAUUCCAUUAUCCCAGAUACACCCUCAGCCCUUCACAGCCAAGAUCUGUCAUCUCAUCCUUAUAUACAGGUCCUGUCUUCUCAGUCAUCACAGGAUGUUCAGCAAAAAAACGGUCACAGAAGGGGUGUUGGACAUCAACAAGCUCAUACAGGAAAGAAACCAUAUUCAUGCUCAGAAUGUGGGAAAUGUUUUAGUUUUAAAUCAGGUCUUGUUACACAUCAAAGAACUCACACAGGAGAGAAGCCAUUUUCAUGUUCAGAAUGUGGGAAAUGUUUUAAUCAGAAAUCAAUUCUUGUUGUACAUAAAAGAACUCACACAGGAGAGAAGCCAUUUUCAUGUUCAGAAUGUGGGAAAUGUUUUGCUUUUCAAUCAGGUCUUGUUAGACAUCAAAGAACUCACACAGGAGAGAAGCCGUUUUCAUGUUCAGAAUGUGGGAAAUGUUUUACUUUUCAAUCAAGUCUUGUUCAACAUCAAAGAACUCACACAGGAGAGAAGCCAUUUUCAUGUUCAAAAUGUGGGAAAUGUUUUACUCAGAAACCGCAUCUUGUUGUACAUCAAAUAACUCACACAGGAGAGAAGCCAUUUUCAUGUUCAAAAUGUGGGAAAUGUUUUACUAAGAAAUCAAGUCUUCAUCAGCAUCAAAGAAAAGAACUCACACAGGGGAGAAGUCAAUUCAGAGGAAUAAUUGAUGCAGAUAACACAUCUAUAAAUUAUCCAUGUACAUAGGAUAUCUGACAUUUAUACAUAUAUCAUAUACUGCAUCUCCAAACUUGUU
Messenger RNA from Hyla sarda, 2809 nucleotides. Its product is annotated as oocyte zinc finger protein XlCOF7.1-like. Gene Ontology annotation, biological process: negative regulation of transcription by RNA polymerase II. Lineage: Eukaryota; Metazoa; Chordata; Amphibia; Anura; Hylidae. The record is from RefSeq and is a predicted model, not a curated record. Gene Ontology annotation, molecular function: DNA-binding transcription repressor activity, RNA polymerase II-specific. The transcript is spliced from 7 exons. The annotation marks the transcript as partial.